Leptinotarsa decemlineata (Colorado potato beetle) is the source of this 1161-nucleotide messenger RNA. Its product is annotated as phosphatidylinositol phosphatase PTPRQ. Lineage: Eukaryota; Metazoa; Arthropoda; Insecta; Coleoptera; Chrysomelidae. Gene Ontology annotation, molecular function: protein binding; protein tyrosine phosphatase activity. The record is from RefSeq and is a predicted model, not a curated record. Gene Ontology annotation, biological process: protein dephosphorylation.
CGCGCAUCUCGUACUAACUCCCGAAAUUAGUCAAUUGUUUGGAGGCCCCGAUAUAAUGCAAUUACGCAGAGAUAGCGACUGUUUAUCACUGAAUAAUCGCAGAUAACGCCGCUAUCAUUUAUUUUCAAGACAUGUAUAUCGCAUUUUGCUUACUCGGUAAGAAAUAAUUUGCUUCUCGUAACAUGCGGUUGGAUAAAAAAGCCAUAGUGCGGGAUAUGACUGCUGUAGUUUGAUAACAACUUCCUCCUUGCUUUGAUUCGAUAUAAUUUCACGUCCAUGAUCCAGAAGGGAAGUGCAGUUUUUCCGAAAUGAGUAUGAGAGUGGUGUUAUGUGUUUUGUUUUUAACGCUGUUUCUCUUUGCUUGGGCAAUUGGAAGAGCAGAUGAUAUCUAUCAAACUGAAAAGAUUUCUGGUGAAACCGCUAAUGAUUGGUUUUUGGAAGCAACCGAGGCUCCACCCCGAAAUUCUGUCUUGGUGAUGGAAAAAGAGAAAAUGGUUCGAAUUAGCGGAAAUGAAUUAGAUGACUGCUCCUAUUUAAAACCACCAGUUAUCUACAACGCAACCAACACUACAAAAAUAACUCCAGGCCCAGCGAUUUUAUGGAAAUUUGCGGCAAACCUCAGUGGCUGUAACAAAAGUAUCAUUCUAAUCACAACCUGCACGAAUGUAAAGAAGGAUAACGACAAUGAAAUAUUCGAGAAAGACGUCAUAAGAAAAAACGAAACUCUAUAUCAAACGUUGAUUUUGAAACACCCAAUACUUUAUCGAUGUGAAGGCAAGCUAGUCACUGGCUCAACAGAAUCGAGUUCAUCGGGAACCGUCGUCAUUUCAAAUGAAAAAACAGAAAGUGAAGACCAUGCAGGCACCAAAUUGUUCGCAAGAGAGCCAGCGGAAAGUGGCACGUCUAGUUACAUUGAUGAAAGUACCAGUGAGGCAACUUCGGAAUUUACUGAUCCAGUGGAGACUGCACCACCAUCACCUAAAUUUAAACUAGAACUGAUGUCUAGAACAGCUGAGGACUAUAUUGAGUAUCAACAAAUUUCGAUAGCAGCAUACAAAUUCACAAAUUUUCCUAAUUUGCACCUUCCAGAACACCUUUUCAACAAAAUUGUGUGAAAACUUCUUCGAAGUCGCAAUUUAAUAAAACUCACUAACUAACUAA